Molecule: messenger RNA, 1945 nt
Organism: Anarrhichthys ocellatus (wolf-eel)
Lineage: Eukaryota; Metazoa; Chordata; Actinopteri; Perciformes; Anarhichadidae
Product: succinate receptor 1
Exons: 3
Coding region: 261-1259 (332 amino acids)
Biological process (GO): G protein-coupled receptor signaling pathway
Cellular component (GO): plasma membrane
Molecular function (GO): G protein-coupled receptor activity
Source: RefSeq, a predicted model, not a curated record
AAGGGACAUUACAGAGCUCAGAACUAAGUAUGCUGCAGCCCGAAAUGGCUGCUGGACAGCUAUCCUAGGGAGAAAAUAAUGAUACCGGAAAAUCUCAUUGCCAAAACUUUCUCUUUUUGCAUUUUUUGAAGUGUAGUUUCCCAUUUUUGCUUUGGACCAGAAGUAUCCUUCAGCUCUGGGGAGAUUUGUACAGACAGUGGCUGCAGCUGCUCAUGUUUGCACUCCCUACUCACAUUACCAGCAACUACUAGAACUACGGAAUGGUGCUCAAUUGUACAGAAAUCAAUGACGUGCUGGAGAGGUACUACCUGUCACCGUCUUAUGGCAUCGAGUUCUGCAUCGGUUUCCCUGGCAACCUUUUGGUUGUAUUUGGCUACAUAUUUUGUUUGCCGAAGUGGCAGAGCUGCAAUGUUUACCUCUUCAGCCUGGCGGUCUCCGACCUUCUUUUCCUCUGCACACUGCCACGCCUCUCAUACCUCUAUGCCAAUGACCAAUCAGAGACCAGUCCCUAUGCUUGCAUUAUCAACCGCUAUGUCCUGCAUGUUAAUCUUUACUCGUCCAUCCUGUUUAUGGUUUGGCUUAGCAUGGACCGCUUCCUGCUCAUAAGACAUCCAACACAGAACCACUGCCUGCUGAGGCCACGAGCGGCCCUGAUUGUUACAGGGCUGAGCUGGCUAGCAGUCAAUGUGGAAGUUGCUCCAAUGAUAUCACUGAUGGUCCACGACCUGAAGAGCGGAAACUGGAGUCGCUGCAAGGAUUUUGCCAGCCUCAAAGGAGACAUCAAUACAUUGGGCUACAGCCUGGGACUAACCUUGACCGGUUACUUUCUCCCUCUGCUUGGACUUUGUGGUUUCUCCUACAAAAUUGCACAUCUGCUCCGUGUCCAGGAAAGGGCUGUGCAGCGCAGGGCAACGUCGUACAAGCGGCCUCUCAGGGUUGUUGCAUCGGCUGCAGUCAUGUUUCUGGUUCUCUACACUCCCUACCAUGUGCUGAGAAAUGUCAGAAUAGCAUCUCGGCAGUCCUGGGCAGGGCUGCAACUGUGCACGAGGAUGUACAUAGAGGGCCUGUACAUCAUGACCCGACCGUUGGCCUUCUUGCACAGUGUCAUCAACCCUGUGUUCUACUUCCUCAUGGGUGACAAGUUCAGAGAGCUCCUACUCACUAAGCUCAGAAAGCUGCUCAGGAAGAGGCAGAAUCAGCCUGACCAAAUUCAACACAAGGUACCUACAUAUGAGUCACGCAUCGAGAUAGUACAAUGAUACUCAGCUCCAUCUUUACAUGUAUUUUGUUAAAGUUUUAUGCUAAAAUAAAAUAAAUUCUGGCCAGAGCCUGUUGUUAUUUUUAUAGUAACACUCUGUUUAAGCAUGUAUGGCAGUAUGUGUGUGCAGAUAGGUUGCUGUUUGUAUUUGUAUCUGUAUUUUUGGAAAAAGCAUUAUUAUUUAUGUUUGUAGUCGGAUGAAACUGGUGGUGCAUGAUUUAUCAUUUGUACUUCUAUUUUGGGAUGUCUGUGCACUUAAAUGUAAUAAAACAUAACCUAACUCAACGAACAGUAAUUUGCUGCUGCUAAUUAUUUCUAUUGGAAGAUUAAUGACAAGUGAUAAAAUCACAUAUAUCUGCCCACUCCGUGCUGAGCAAAGCGUUUGUGUGUGAGAAUGGAUACCGAAUAUCAGUUCUGUUGGUCAUUCACAUAAUAAUCCAUUCCAUGUAGUUAAUGCCUGAUACUUUUACACUUUUAAUCAGUAUCAAUACCGGUAUUAAUAAAAUCACAGUGAUAAUCAACUCUGCCAACCAUUGCUUCGAUGGAUUUUCCCAUCAUUUUUCUUGUGUAAUGUGAAACUUUAGCUGUCUGUAAGUAUUUCUGAGAACUUCUUUCUAUGCACUCUACAUCUGCAUUUUAUUAAAUGGGACAUACAACUGAAACAUUGAAAAAGGUGUAUUUGUUAUC